Caenorhabditis elegans is the source of this 1173-nucleotide messenger RNA. RefSeq names its product ADP-ribosylation factor 1-like 2 (gene arf-1). Gene Ontology annotation, cellular component: Golgi membrane. The coding region runs from base 2 to 547 and encodes 181 amino acids. Gene Ontology annotation, molecular function: G protein activity; GTPase activity; GTP binding. NCBI's taxonomy places the organism in Eukaryota, Metazoa, Nematoda, Chromadorea, Rhabditida, Rhabditidae. The transcript is spliced from 4 exons. The record is from RefSeq and is marked reviewed.
AAUGGGAAACGUGUUCGGCAGCUUAUUUAAAGGCCUCUUCGGCAAACGGGAGAUGCGUAUUCUGAUGGUUGGAUUGGAUGCUGCCGGAAAGACUACGAUUUUGUACAAGUUGAAGCUGGGCGAGAUUGUCACGACUAUCCCAACUAUUGGAUUCAACGUGGAGACUGUCGAAUACAAGAACAUUUCAUUCACCGUGUGGGAUGUCGGAGGUCAGGACAAGAUCCGUCCACUCUGGAGGCAUUAUUUCCAGAACACACAAGGACUUAUCUUUGUUGUUGAUUCCAACGAUCGUGAACGUGUUGGAGAGGCUCGUGAAGAGCUGAUGCGUAUGCUCGCCGAGGAUGAGCUUCGUGAUGCCGUUCUUCUGGUCUUCGCCAACAAACAAGAUCUUCCACAAGCCAUGAACGCCGCUGAGGUCACUGACAAGCUCGGGCUCCACUCGCUCAGAAAUCGAUCGUGGUAUAUUCAGGCCACAUGUGCGACAUCAGGAGAUGGUCUCUAUGAAGGACUCGAUUGGCUCAGCAACCAGCUCAAGAAUAGAUCUUAAAUCAUUUUUCUGAAUCCACCUUCGACGAAUAAACGACUACGAAUCAUCCGUUUUUGUUAUUCGUUUCAACUCCUUUCUUCUCCCCAUUCAUUCUCUUUGUUCUUCUCUGUUCCAUUUGAAAUUCCCUCUCCCAUCCCUUAGGCUUUUUAAUUUGAUCACCAUCGCCCUCUUCUACUUUUUCAACCCAAUUUUUAUUUAAAGCCCCAAUUCAUUUGUCGUCUAUUUCUUCUUAACUUCCAAAUCCGACAUUUUUUCUUAUCCGAUUACAUUUGGAACCGCUCCUGACGGGAAUAAUAUGUAAGUUAUUCAUUGUUUUUCUCUCCAUUUUUGACCUGCUCCGCCCUCCAUCUCCCUCAAAUAUUCCCUGAAACAGUGUUGUGUAACGAGAAGAAGUAUGAACGUGUUUCUCUUCUCUUGUUGAACCAUUAUUCUAUUUUUGUGAUUUUUGCGCGUAAUUGCACACAAACCUACACACAAAUCUCGUUUUCAUCGUUCCCUUCCCCUCGAACCUUUAAUUUCGCUUCUCUUCUAUUUCGUAUCGAACACUGUUUUGCUUUUCCUCAAUUUUUCCGUAUUAUAGUAUCAUAUUCACCAUUUUUUUUGUCGUGGAGUAAAUUAUUAUGUUA